AUCAGAAGAAAACAAAUCGAAAAACACAAAACAACGGCAGUAGUAUCUAAUCUAGUUCCAACUUUCCAAGCAAAUAAGCCGCAUACCUAUGAGCCGACCCAAGAUAAAGCCCACUGAUCAAUAUGUCGUCCCUAACCAAACACUGCACCAAACCUGCCACUGAUCAGAUUCUCUCUCUCUCUAGCUUUCUCUCUCUAUAAAAACCCUAGCUUUUCCGCCAUUUUCACACUCUCUAACCCACAUUUCUUGGUUCUUGAAGUUAAACCCUAGAAACCUAUCAAGAAAAUAUUCAAGAAAGUUCUAAAAGAAGUGAAAACGUUUCGAAAAUGCCGUCUGCUGAUCAUGCUUCUUCUACUGAGACUAGAAGAGUAACCAAACCCUACCCUACCGGCCCCGGAGCUCCUCCGCCUGAGCAAGAGCACCUCCCGUGUCCGCGUUGUGAUUCUACUAAUACUAAGUUUUGUUAUUACAACAACUAUAACUUCUCUCAGCCUCGUCAUUUCUGUAAGUCUUGCCGCCGUUACUGGACUCACGGUGGUACUCUCAGGGACAUUCCGGUUGGUGGUGGGACACGCAAGAAUGCUAAACGGUCACGUACUUCCGGUCCGAUGAACUCCGCUGAUCAUCAUCAUAAUCUUCCGCUAUCCGCCACUCCGGUGCUUGUGCCUCUCAUGGGUAACCAGGGACAAUUUGGUUGUGGCGGCGGCGGCGGCGACGGGAAGGGUGGUAAUACCGGUAAUUCUAACGGUUGUGGUGGUAGUUUUACUUCGUUGUUGAAUACUCAAGGUCCUGGUUUUCUAGCCCUAGGUGGUUUUGGUCUCGGUCUUGGAAGCGGUUUUGAAGAUAUGGGCGGUUUUGGUCUUGGAAGAGGGGUUUGGCCUUUCCCCGGAGUCGGAGAUCACGGUGCUGGCGGCGGCGGCGGUCAUGGUGGUGGUGUUACCGGCAUGGGGAACGCGUGGCAGUAUGAGAAUAAUAGUAGUGAAAAUGGAUUUAUUGGUGUUAACGGUGGUGACUGCUUUUCUUGGCCUGAUCUAGCAAUUUCAACUCCUGGAAAUGGACUAAAAUGAUAUACUAAUAGUAUUAUUGUUCUUGGUUUUAAUUUGAAUAGUUGAUUAAUUGCUUGUUUAA
Molecule: messenger RNA, 1128 nt
Organism: Mercurialis annua (annual mercury)
Lineage: Eukaryota; Viridiplantae; Streptophyta; Magnoliopsida; Malpighiales; Euphorbiaceae
Product: dof zinc finger protein DOF3.4
Exons: 1
Coding region: 327-1067 (246 amino acids)
Biological process (GO): regulation of DNA-templated transcription
Molecular function (GO): DNA-binding transcription factor activity; DNA binding
Source: RefSeq, a predicted model, not a curated record